UUCUACUCAUCGUCUUCACAUCUCUCCCUUUACCUUCUCUUUUGGGUUUCUUCUUAUUAGUCUCUUAGAAAAAAUGGCAGAUGUGGAAUACAGGUGCUUCGUCGGGGGUUUGGCAUGGGCCACCACCGACCAAACACUUGAGGAGGCUUUUUCUCAGUACGGCCAAGUUGUCGAAUCCAAGAUCAUCAAUGACCGUGAAACCGGUAGAUCUAGAGGAUUUGGAUUUGUCACCUUCAAGGAUGAGCAAGCCAUGAGGGACGCUAUUGAAGGGAUGAACGGCCAAGAUCUUGACGGUCGUAACAUCACCGUUAAUGAAGCUCAAUCCCGCGGAGGCGGUGGAGGCGGAGGUGGAAGAGGCGGUGGUGGCUAUGGAGGUGGCCGACGUGAAGGUGGAGGUGGCGGCUACGGAGGUGGUGGUUACGGAGGCGGUCGUCGUGAAGGUGGUGGUGGUGGAGGUUACGGAGGUGGCCGUCGUGAAGGUGGUUACGGUGGAGGCGGUGGUGGUUAUGGAGGAGGUGACCGUUACAAUGACGGUGGAUCUCGCUACUCUAGAGGUGGUGGUGGCGGUGGUGCUUCCGAUGGAAACUGGAGGAGUUAGUUUAGCCGUUGUCUUUUAGAUUGUUAUCGUUUAAAUUUAUUUAUGGUUCGGAAGUUUGAUUUAAGUUCCGUUUAUGGUUUACUGUGGUUACUUGUUACUGUUCUCGUUUUUGACCGCGAUUGUUACCGUGAUGUUACUUGUUGAUCUCUGUUUACAAAGUUCUCAUGAAUCAAGUGAAUGAAGAUUUACUAUUUAUGGUCUCCAA
Messenger RNA from Solanum dulcamara, 803 nucleotides. Its product is annotated as glycine-rich RNA-binding protein. The coding region runs from base 74 to 598 and encodes 174 amino acids. The record is from RefSeq and is a predicted model, not a curated record. Gene Ontology annotation, molecular function: mRNA binding. The transcript is spliced from 2 exons. NCBI's taxonomy places the organism in Eukaryota, Viridiplantae, Streptophyta, Magnoliopsida, Solanales, Solanaceae.